Pipistrellus kuhlii (Kuhl's pipistrelle) is the source of this 696-nucleotide messenger RNA. RefSeq names its product cripto, FRL-1, cryptic family 1 (gene CFC1). Lineage: Eukaryota; Metazoa; Chordata; Mammalia; Chiroptera; Vespertilionidae. The transcript is spliced from 7 exons. The record is from RefSeq and is a predicted model, not a curated record. The coding region runs from base 1 to 696 and encodes 231 amino acids.
AUGACAUGGAGCCACCCUAUUAGGCUUCUGCUUAUGAUCAGUUUAGUGUUACAGAUCAUCCAUUUGGGAAACAGCUAUCAAAGAGAGAAACAUAAAGGCAGUAGAGAAGAAGUCAACAACGCUACAGUUCAGAAGCUCCAACAGAAAACACUCAACUGGACUUUGAAUAAUUUUAGGGAGAUGAAUGGGAGCCUGGAGAGCUGGAGGUCUCAGGACUUAUUUUCCCAUUCCAGGGCUUUCCAAGAGCGUAAGUCCCCAGGCUGUUUUAAAGCCUUUGCAAUCAGCUCAGUCAUUGAACUCCAAACUCUCAGGCGCCAGAUCCCACGUUCUCAGGGGGGGCCCUCUGGCGGAGCAAACACACUAAUCUGGGAGCUAAUUUUAUUGCUUCCCUGUGGCAAUCUCCUCAUGCCCUCUUCCGGCGGGCAGCUCACUAAGCUCCUAGCUGACGCCUUGGCGACCCUCCUAGGUGCAUUCCCGCCCCAGCGUUGCUGUAUGAACGGCGGCACCUGUGUGCUGGGCAGCUUCUGCGUGUGCUCCGUCCAUUUCACCGGCCGUUACUGCGAGCACGACCUGAGGCACAGCGAGUGCGGCAACCUGGUGCACGGAUCCUGGACCCUCUGCGGUUGCCGGCUCUGUAGGUGUGUCUUCGGGGCACUGUACUGCCUUCCUCGCCAGACACCCAGCCACUGCGGUUGA